AUGGACCUCGACAAUGUCAAGCAAGAUCGCGGCUCCAGAGAGUUCCUCGCCGUCCUCUUUGCGGGAUUUGGCAACGAACUCGUUCCCCUCACUAGCGACUACGGCGACGAGCCCUGUCCAAAGUCUCUUCUCCCCAUCGCCAACAAGCCCCUGCUCGAAUACGUUUUCGGCUGGCUCGAACAAUCCGGCAUAAAAGAUGUGUUGCUCAUCUGCCCAUCUCGCCAUCGUUUCUCGAUAUACCAUCAUAUACACUCGGACGUGUCCUCCUCCUCCCUCCGAAUAGAUCUGCAAACAUACGACGAAUCUCAGGGAUCAAACAUCGGCACUUGUGCUCUCCUUCGCCAGUUCUCCAAUCGCAUUACUGAAGACUUUGUGAUCGUGCCAUGCGAUUUUAUUCCGCCCGCGAUUCUCCCGCUCAGUCUGCUGUUGAAUAAAUUUCGCGUGGAUGCUCUUUCGGAGGCUGCUCUCGCUACAACUUGCUGGUACAGGUCUCAAAUAUCAGAAAAGGGCACGGUGCUUGAGGACUGGGGACCUCCGCCAAUGGCAUUUCCUAUUGUCUGGGACCCGUCUACUGGUUCCUUGCUGCACAUCGACACUCCCGAUGACAUGGACUCCAACUCGGAAGAGCUCGAAUUAAGAAUGGAAUUAUUAAAACGGUGA
This is a messenger RNA of Cyclocybe aegerita, 660 nucleotides long. The record is from the annotation of a GenBank genome assembly. NCBI's taxonomy places the organism in Eukaryota, Fungi, Basidiomycota, Agaricomycetes, Agaricales, Hemipholiotaceae.